GGGACACACGCAGCACUGAGGAGGAAGUGAGACGAAGUGACCGCGUUCAAACAAAGUGUCCGUGAGUUUCUGUUGGGAAAGCAUCAAGAUCUGCGGCAAACUGUGCAGGAUUGCGUUCAUCUCCAAAAUCCGGGUUGCAGCCGGUGAUUGGCAGGAGGAGGAGAGUCUGACGGAGGAGCAGAGGAAUGUUGGCAGCCAUUUAGUCUGAGCUCAACAACGGAGGAAACAUGGAUUCUUCACAAAAAAAAUGUAAACACAGCAAUGGAGUGAGAUGUUGGACCUCUGAGGAGGAUAAGGAUGGUUCGGCAACAACAGCAGAAAGAGAUGAAUCACUGAGUUGUGCGCAAUGUGGCAAGACUUUUAUCACAGCAACAAAGCUAAGAAUUCACAAACGUAUUCACACUGUGGACAAAUCAUUCAGCUGUGAUCGGUGUGGAAAGGCUUUUACUACCAAGACUCUGUUAAAAAGCCAUCAACUCAUUCACAGUGGAGUUAAACCAUUCAGCUGUGAUCAGUGUGGAAAGGCUUUUACUCAGAAGAGUUACUUAAAAAGACAUCAACUAAUGCACAGUGGAGUUAAACCAUUCAGCUGUGAUCAGUGUGGAGAGGCUUUUACUCGGAAGAGUCAGUUAAAAAGACAUCAACUCACCCACGGUGGAGUGAAACCAUUCAGCUGUGAUCAUUGUGGAAAGGCUUUUACUGACAAGAGUUCGUUAAGAAGUCAUCAACUCAUUCACAGUGGAGUUAAACCAUUCAGCUGUGAUCAGUGUGGAAAGGCUUUUACUCAGAAGAGUAAUCUAACACGUCAUCAACUCAUACACAAUGGAGUGAAACCAUUCAGCUGUGAUCAGUGUGGAAAGGCUUUUACUACCAAGACUCUGUUAAAAAGCCAUCAACUCAUUCACAGUGGAGUUAAACCAUUCAGCUGUGAUCAGUGUGGAAAGGCUUUUACUGACAAGAGUAAUCUAACACGUCAUCAACUAAUGCACAGUGGAGUUAAACCAUUCAGCUGUGAUCAGUGUGGAGAGACUUUUACUCGGAAGAGUCAGUUAAAAAGUCAUCAACUCACCCACGGUGGAGUGAAACCAUUCAGCUGUGAUCAGUGUGGAAAGGCUUUUACUGACAAGAGUAAUCUAACACGUCAUCAACUAAUGCACAGUGGAGUUAAACCAUUCAGCUGUGAUCAGUGUGGAAAGGCUUUUACUAAGAAGAGUAAUCUUGCAAAACAUCAACUCAUUCGCAGUGGAGCGAAACCAUUCAGCUGUGAUCAGUGUGGAAAGGCUUUUACUGACAAGAGUACGUUAAGAAGUCAUCAACUCAUUCACAAUGGAGUUAAACCAUUCAGCUGUGAUCAGUGUGGAAAGGCUUUUACUCAGAGGAGUUCGUUAAGAAGUCAUCAACUCAUUCACAGUGGAGUUAAACCAUUCAACUGUGAUCAGUGUGGAAAGGCUUUUACUCACAAGGGUACUCUAACAAGUCAUCAAUUCAUUCACAGUAGAGUUAAACCAUUCAACUGUGAUCAGUGUGUGAAAACCUUUACUCAACAUGAACAGCUGUUGAUCCAUCAAUGCCCUCAUUCUGGUAGAAAGCGGUACCACUGUGACUCCUGUGAUAAAACGUUCAAGCACCAACAGAGCUUAAAAUGUCACCAACGCAUCCACACUGGACAUGAUGUUUACCGAUGUGAUUACUGUGGCGAACCAUUUGUAUUGUACUCACAGUUAAAAGCUCAUGAAGUGACCCACACUGGGGUUAAACCAUACGUUUGUGACCAGUGUGGGAAACGCUACAGCUCCACUGCAUACCUCAAAGUUCACCAACGUGUCCACACUGGGGAGAGACCAUACAGAUGUGAUGAGUGUAAGAAGACUUUUACAACUUUGGGUUCCCUGAAACAACACCAGCAGAUUCACACCAGAAAGAAAGCAUUCAAUUGGUGUCACAGUGAGCAGAACGGAACAGAUGGACAAAACUCUCAGACUUGUCAGCACUCUGCCAAUGGUGAACAGUGCUGCUUUGACCAGUCUGGACCAACGUCCAACCAACACGAAACCCUAAAACAACACCAGCGUAUGCACACUGGACACAGACUGAACCCCUGCCAAGAAGAUUUCUCCAUGCAGGGUUCAGUAAAAGUUCAUGAAGUCCUCCACAAACUUAAAGUCCUUGAGAUCCGGCUUCACAGAAUUCAGGUCUAAUUUUUUGUUUGGUGUCUUCGUUGCUUUGUUGCAAAAUCCAUUAAGAGGAAAGCUGUCGUUAACAGACAUAACUGUUAAUUAAACCCUUCAAAGUGGUUAGUCAGUUAAAUGAAUUAUCAGUGGUAGAGGGAUAGACGUCUGGAUGGAGGCAGUGAGCAGCAGGGCAAAUUUCCUCGAUUACCAGCUUAAUCGUUCCUCAGAUCCCUCUGGGCUACAGGAACCCGUUAGAUGCAGAGCUGGUUCAGUGAUUCUCUGAUGAUUGAUCAUAAUUAAUUUAGGAGAUUACUGGCCUUAGGAUUCAUGUCUGUCUGUAGCAAGUAGAUCAACUAAUCUCUGAUUAUGUGUGAGUUGAAAUAUAAAAACAUGAAGUGUUCUAUAAAAAGUCCAAUCUUUGAAAGCUGACAUGCAGUUUAGAAUCAUUUCUUUGUAAAUUAGCUGCAUCCAGUCAUUACCAUGACAUUGGCAUCGUGGAACCAUGACCACAUGUGUCUGGAGAUGGUGGCAUUUUUAUAACGGCACAUUUUCAUGCUUUGACAGUUACAGUGAGGGGAAAAAAGUUUUUAGACACCCUGAAAAUUUUUACACAAUCUUAAAUAUUAUCAUGAAAUAUUUGUUGAAAAGUCUUUUUUUUGUGUGUUUCUAAGGGUGUGGCUGCAUCAGACAGACACAAAUACAAAUGAUAUUUUUUUGGUUUGUUGUUUACAAGAAAAACUAGAAAAGCACUCAGUGCAGACCUCCGCCAAGGAUAGAGAGGAAAACAGGAAACCCAUGCAGUAAAGGAUCAUGAGCUGGAAUUGAACCUGCAUCUCUGACACGGUUCUGUUUACAAAUAACCUUCUAAACCAGUUGAGUUAUCUGGACACCUUGCUCCAAUUUGUUGGACGACAUACUAACCUAUGAUGUUUUUGUCAUAUUUUGGACCACAUACUAAAUAAAAAAAUUCGAAGUGAUCCAGGAUCCUUUCCGGAUUGCCACCAAAAUUAAACCAGCUCUUCCUCUUACCAUAGUCUACAUCCCCUCAAAAUUUCAUGUGAAUCUGCCCAGGCGUUUUUGAGUUAUCUUGCUAACAGACAGACAGACAGACAGACGCUGGGUGUCACAUAACCUCCUUGGCGGAGGUAACUAACAAAACUAAAUUCUACCAAAUUUCUCAUUUUAUGGAACCAGUCAAUUUUCAGUUUAUAAUGUCUUUUUUAGGAUGUGUUUAGUUUUAUGAUUUUACUAAAAUAAAUGACUCUUGAAGACCUCAAAGUGAUUCUUAAUGCAGUAAUUCACAAAUGUAUGGUAUGUCCAAAAACUUUUUUCCACUGCUGUAUUUUAACAACAAUCUGAUCUGCUGAUGUUAGCAAGACAAACAAGUGAAGGUUUCAGGCUUUUAUCUCGAGUUGUUCUUGAGAUAUUCAUCUUCAAACAGCCUCAAAUUUCAAUGUGAGAAAAUCAAAACGAGUGAAACUGGGUCUACAGUCCACUGAAAAACCUCUAAGAAAAUAUCUGUCAUACUGAACUAAUAUUUCAUGGAUACCAUUAGAAAUAUCCAUAGUUUGAUUUAAAAAAAAAAUUUUUUUGGGAGAUCGUCAAUGAUUUGAAACGGAGUUCCAAAGUUGAAAAACCUCAAUCUCUGAUUCCAGCAUCAGUGCUCCAUUGUUGCAGUUGUAACGUUGUCUUUCAGAUGGUCCUAACACAGGCCACAACUGCUCUGAAAACAACACUCAUGUUCUUGUUUGGAACAGUUUCUCAGUAGAAAUUACGCAGCAAUGUCCAAGUUCUCAGCGGCUCCAGUAAGGAAGACUCUUAAUGUGAGGAAAAGCAUCCUUUGACUUCUUCCUGGAGGUUUUUCUUGUCAGAAAUUGUCUUCCAGUGAGGGACUUGUGACUCUCUGUUCACUUUUCUUGCCCUCUAAUAUUGUUAAAACACAAGAAUCAAUGUUUUGCUUCAAAUCACAUUGUAUUUGCAUGUAGCUCUGUGUUUUCUGCUCCAGGAAUUGAUGUGUAUGACCCAGCACCCACAGCUGGUUGGGUGUCAUGUGGCUCUGCGUUCUGAUUGGAUGAUUGUCCAACCACUGCCACAAGUAUGAAGGUCAUCCUGCAGGCGUGGCAGGAACACGGAGUGGAAACACAAUAGGUGUGUUCAUCUGGCCAUGCUGAGGAAUCCCUCUGCUUCAAGCUAGUGGAGAACAUCAUAGUAGGUGCUGGUUACUGCCCCCUACAGGUCUCUACACAGUCCUUAAUCCUGGAGAAUUAGAAAACUUGCACUCAACUUCUCACAUGACUAAUUAACCCUGUCCUGCGGGUCAAAAUUGACUCGUUUUAAAAUUUGAAAAUGUGGGGAAAAAUAUAUAUUUUCACAAUGAAACUUCUGAUGUCCACGUUUUCAACAUUUUGGGGAAAUCUUUGAACAUUUUUAGGUGGAAAUAAAGAAAAGUUAAAAAUAUUUCUAAAGAACAUUCACAAAAAAAUCAACCAAAAUCCAGUGAAAUUCACUGGAUUUUGGUUGAUUUUUAUGUGAAUGUUCUUAAAGAAAAUAGAAGUUUUACUGAAAUGUAUGUAAUCACUUUAGAUAUUUUUAGGUUUUUUUUUUUGAAGAUUUUUACUCAUUUUGGAAAAUAUUUACAACAAAUUUCUUGCCAAAUUUGGGGGAUUUUUUGAAAAGAAAACUUUUAAGAAAUUAGUGGAAUUUUCUUCCUGAAGGUUUUGAAUUAUUUCUGAAAUUUGGGGAAUUUUUGUGCUAAUUUUUUUUUUUUUUUAUCCGAGGAAACGAUGUUUUUUGGUGCCUGUAAAUGAGGACAACAGGAGGGUUAAAACAUUAAAAGGCAACAUUAUUAAGGUUUCUUUUAUGAAACGUUUUCCAUCAACAAGUACACAAAAUAGAUUAAAAAUAUAAUCUAACAUAUUUACUGAUUAAAAACUUUGAAUUUC
This is a messenger RNA of Acanthochromis polyacanthus (spiny chromis), 5113 nucleotides long. RefSeq names its product zinc finger protein OZF-like. Gene Ontology annotation, molecular function: DNA-binding transcription factor activity, RNA polymerase II-specific; RNA polymerase II cis-regulatory region sequence-specific DNA binding. The record is from RefSeq and is a predicted model, not a curated record. Gene Ontology annotation, cellular component: nucleus. Lineage: Eukaryota; Metazoa; Chordata; Actinopteri; Pomacentridae. The transcript has 5 exons. Gene Ontology annotation, biological process: regulation of transcription by RNA polymerase II. The coding region runs from base 228 to 2198 and encodes 656 amino acids.